AGCUUUUGCCAAGAGAUGGCAAACCGAUCAAACCACAGACAGUCCACGGCUCUAAUGGAGGAUAGCAUAAGUGUCAAAUCGAAUGAUUCAGCUGCAGUGAGUGAUGAGUUUGAGAUAGUCGGCGGAGGGACAGUACAGCAGUCGUCAUUGCCACAGUUGAAGAUUGCCGGUGACGGAAGUCUCGAAGGCCUCUGGCACAGCCUCGGCGAAAUGUUGAACGAAGAAAUCGACCAGCCUCAAGGGCAGGGCAGUGUGACCCCCCAGCAGGCCUCAUCCUCAGGGGAUGAAAUAGAGGAAAUCUGUGAUGUACUACAAGACUGUACAAUAUUUGACGGUGUCUCAUUCCUUGGUGGACUGAGUAUAAACGCUCCUAAAAGCGACACUGAAAUCCAGAGGAACAUUUCUACAAUGAACGAACAAGUGGAAGUCGGCAUCCGGGUUUCGAUAUCUAUACCGAGCUGCUCCGACGGCUGUGUCGUGAUGUACGAUGGCCAGACAAACAGCAUAAUGCUGAAAUGUGAAAUAUGCCGAAUAUGUUAUUUCGCGAAGGGAAUCCCAGAAUCCAACCGGUCCUGUUUUGCAUUUACUUGGGUGCAUGGCGACUCCAUCGAAAAUUCAAUUUAUAGAUGCAACGUGUUUAGAUGUGACAUUCCAGAAGCGGUUGAUAAAGUGUCGUCUUGCUUCACGAAAGCUUUCAAAACAAUAUCAAAGUCGAUGACCACUUCUGUCAAUGGAGAUUUGAUGUCUGAUCCUGAAAUCGCCAAUAAUUCGGGGAAAAUGUUUUUAUUGCAACUUACCAUGGAAAUUAAGGAGGAUGAUGGGAAGGGUGGCUACAGUACAGUACCCAGGGAAAAGAAUUGUUUCAAGUUGAGGAGCAAUGUUGGCAAACAGAUAUGCUUGACAAUAUCACAAAUGGCGUCAGAAACUAAAGAAACACUUGAAGUCAAAAGAUGUUUUGGCGUUCUCAUUGCUCAUGGUAAAAAUGUCAAACACAGUGAUAUGCAACUUUUAGACAAGGUGUUGAUAGGGACUGACAAAGGAGACAAUGGAAUGAGUUCGGUAAUCACAGGCCUCUGGAAUCCAAAAGGAAAGGCAUCUUUCAGCCAGCUGAACACGGAAACGUUGAAAGACGAGCAGGUUUAUUUGACAGUAGCAGUCGACCUUGUUUUUGGUGGCAUACGCGAACCCGUCCGACUGGUUCUUGAGACUCAAGUGAGGGUCUGUUCGAACAUUUCGAAAGAAAGGUUUUUCUUCUUUGGUCGUCGUAGCCACAUCCAGACUUACUUUCUCAAUCUGAAGGAGGUACCAAGUCAAGACGAUGGCCCUAACUAUGAAGUAGUUAGCAUUGAGUCGACCGGCCCAAUCGACCGAAACAGGUUAAAUAUGACCCUGAACAACUUGGCCAACCUUAUUAGGUCGCCCAGUCUCACAUCUAUCGAUACGCUAACGCCUAAAGAUGAAAUGUACAACUCAGAUGGGGAUGAACCGAUGUUAAGUGGGACUGGAGAAGUAAGCAAGGAUUGUUCACUCGAUGAACUCGAGUCCUGGAGCGAAGUUUUAAGUAAGUGGGGUGCGACACGCCCUAAGCAAUUAUCGCAGCUUGUCAAACAGGGAAUCCCUGAAGCUCUGAGGGGUGAGGUUUGGCAGAGGUUGGCCAAGUGUGAUGAUAACACUCUCAUGGACAACUACAGGAUCCUUAUCACUCAAGAGAGUAACUGUGAACAGGUCAUACAAAGGGAUAUUAACAGGACCUUCCCGGCACAUGAUUUUUUCAAAGAGAAUGGCGGUGGAGGACAAGACGUACUAUUCAGGCUCUCUAAGGCGUAUGCCGUACACGACACGGAAGUUGGCUACUGCCAGGGGUUGAGCUUUCUAGCCGCUACUCUUCUUUUACACAUGCCCGAAGAACAAGCAUUCUGCGUGCUCCUGAAAGUAAUGUACGAUUAUGGCUUGAGAGAGCUGUACAAAGAUGGUUUUGAAUGCCUUUACUUGAGACUUUAUCAAUUAAACAGGUUGAUGGAGGAACAUGUUCCACAGUUGUACCAGCAUUUCAGGGAAAAGGGUGUGGAAUCACAUAUGUUCGCUUCGCAGUGGUUUCUCACAUUGUACACGGCUCGUUUUCCACUUUAUUUUGUUUUCCACAUAAUCGAUGUUUUCCUCCUCCAGGGCACGGAGACAGUGUUCCAAGUCGCACUCGCCCUUCUCAAGAUGUGCCAGAAAGAUUUGAUGCAGCUGGAUUUUGAGUGCAUACUCAAGUACUUCAGAGUCACGCUGCCAAAGAAGUGCAGAAACCAAGAAGUGUCACGCAGCCUGAUGAAGAUGGCUUGCAACAUCAAAGUGAAGAAACUCAAAAAGUACGAGCAGGAGUUUCUUGCGAUUAAAGAGGCUCAGGAAAAUGCUGAUCAGUACAGCAAUGAGCUUGAUAGAAUGAAAUCAGAGUUGCUGAGAAAUGAGGAAGAAAAGAAGAGGCUUGAAGAACAAAUAACACAGUUAAAAGAUAUGCUGAAAAGAGAAGUUGACAAAGCUGAAAAUGACAACGGUAAAAAUUCAUCAAUAAUUCAGGGCUAUAAAGAAAUCUGUCAGAGGUUGGACAGGGAGCAACAAGCAACAAAAGCUUCUCUUAACCAGAUUUUGUUUGUAAUCGACGGUUGUGAGAGGUGUGGGAAAAUGGGAAAAAUACUUAAUGAAAACCCGCCCAAUGAGAAGAAAGAUGAGGGCAACAAUGAAUCCCAGCUACUUCACAGGAUCACCGAGCUCGAGCUGGAUCUGGCAAGGGCCAAGUUAGCCCAGGUCGAGGCCGAAUGCACGAACCAGGAUUUGACUCACAAGCUAAGCGCUGCUGUCACUGAACUUCAUGCUGCCAAGAACUCUUGGCCUCCUUGGCUCUCCAAGACGCUGACCUCGAUCAAAGAGGUUGCUGCUAACAAAGCCACCGCACAGAGAAGGGAGUCGGCACCUGAAACUGUCGACUCGUCAUAAAUUGUUUCAUUACCACAUUAUAUUCUAUUCUAUAUGGUAUCUAGUCAGAAAUGAAACAAUCAAAUACCAG
This is a messenger RNA of Cimex lectularius (bed bug), 3049 nucleotides long. It is a transcript of the gene GAPcenA, whose product is annotated as rab GTPase-activating protein 1. The coding region runs from base 16 to 2979 and encodes 987 amino acids. The transcript is spliced from 16 exons. NCBI's taxonomy places the organism in Eukaryota, Metazoa, Arthropoda, Insecta, Hemiptera, Cimicidae. The record is from RefSeq and is a predicted model, not a curated record.